Messenger RNA from Lactuca saligna, 804 nucleotides. Lineage: Eukaryota; Viridiplantae; Streptophyta; Magnoliopsida; Asterales; Asteraceae. The record is from the annotation of a GenBank genome assembly.
GUCAAGUACAAAUGUUUGAUAAUCUCUCACUCAGAACUUGGCCACUCCAUCGAGUUAUUACAGGUACAUGCUGAUCCGAUCUCAUAUAUAUGCAAGACAUGGAUAUUUCAUACAGGAAAUCUUGCAUGGCUUUUGGUAUUGUUGCUGUACUCUUUGUCUUUGUAAUGUUUUCAAGAGAUCAUCUUUUCCAAGGGCAAUGUUUAAGUAGUAGAGAACAUGCCUUUUCCAAGAACCAAUUCAUGACUGCUACCAAUAGGAGGCUGUUGGCAUUACCUGCAGAUUACGAUAUUGGUGGUGGUGGUGAUGGUUAUGGUGAUGGUGAUGGUGGUAGUGGUGGUGAUGGUGAUGAUGACCGUAUACAGCCACAGUACUGCUCAGCGGAUAACAUCUACAUAUCGCAAGGGCAGACACCUCCUCUUCCUAGUGGCAUUCCAACAUACAGUGUAAUAAUUCAAAACAUAUGCAUGUCAGGAAGUUGUAUAAUCUCAGACAUUCACCUGAGUUGUGGGUGGUUUAGCUCGGCCAGGCUGAUCAACCCAAACAUAUUUAAACGAAUAUCUUACAACGACUGCCUAGUUAAUAACGGAAACCCUAUUAGCCCUGGUCAAACUAUCUAUUUCCAAUAUGCAAAUACCUACCCUUAUCCUAUGUCAGUAGCUUCGCUGUCAUGCCAAUAAUUGGAUCCUACCACGUACAUGUACAAGUAUGAUAGAUAAAGGUGUGUAGAUUGUGUAUAUUGUUCUUUGUCUUUGUUAGUUAUGAUAGUUAGGGGCUUACUCUUGGUUCACCGAUAAUAAAAGUGUA